UUAAAAGUUGCCCAGUAUCACAGACUGCUUGCCACUACUCCAUCCCUACAUAUAUAACUUGUCUCCCAAGCAACCAUGAACGGAUUCCUCGUAAACCAUGAAUCAUGACAACCAAGAAGAGCAAGCCUUACUGCUACGCCCAUCAUAUGCAACAUCGAAAUUCUUGCUCUGCCAUGAACUCGGCAACUUUCGAGUAAGCCUUAAAUGGUGCGCCCUCGAUCACUCCUCUUGCCUUGGAAAAUCCAUUUCCUAUUCCAUUUUCAUUUUCUUCACCCUUAUAGUCCCCAUCAUAACCUCCGUAUUUGUGCAACUCCCGUCCUCAGCUUCCCUCGAUGAUCCUAUAUCUUUCAAACUGCUUGUGCAGUUUCCGGAAUCAGGCUUAGCUCUAAUAGCUUUCUGCACUCUGUCCCGCUUCUUUAGAAGGUAUGGACUCCGCCAGCUCUUGUUCCUUGACGGCUUACAGGACGACUCUCUAUUCGUUACACGCAGAUACUCCAGGGAGCUUGAUAAGGCUUUUCGGUACCUGGCCUGCAUAUUACUUCCAUCUUUUUUCCUUCAACUUGCACAUAAAAUCAUUUACUUCUCCACCGUCAAGGUAAAAUUGCCUGGCAUUAGCAGCUCAGGUGUUCCAAUGAAUUCUAUAAUGUUUGUACUGGUGUUGGGUUCCUGGGCUUACAGGACCGGUGUGUUGCUGUUGGUGUGCGUUCUGUUCCGCCUCACUUGUGAGCUGCAGAUACUUCGGUUUGAAGGGCUCCAUAAGUUGCUGGAGGGAUGCGAGUCGGAUGUUGGCAUCAUUUUCAGGGAGCAUAUUAGGAUUAGGAAACAGUUGUCUGCUACCAGCCACAGAUAUCGAAUCUUCAUCAUCUCUUGUUUGGUUACAAUAACCAUUAGUCAACUUGGAGCUCUGCUGCUAGUUCUGGCUUUCAAAUCCGACAAAAAUUUCUUCAAUUCCGGGGACCUUGUGAUUUGUUCAGUGGUUCAGAUAAGUGGCUUUUUCUUAUGCUUACUUGGAGCAGCAAGAAUCACGCAUAGAGCUCAAGGCAUUGUAUCCAUUGCAACUAGAUGGCAUAUGAUGGUCACAUCAGCAUCGCACCAAGGGAAAUGCGUUGUUCCGGAGACUCAUGAUGCUGAUUCGUCCGACAUUUUCAUCUCACAGGAUCCUUCUUCCUUCCAAACCAGGCAGGCUUUCGUGGCAUAUUUGCAGCACAACCAUGGUGGAAUUACACUGUUUGGAUUCCCACUCGAUCGCGGAUUGUUGCACACACUCUUUGCAUUUGAGUUCUCUUUGGUGUUGUGGAUUCUGAGCAAAGUUAUAGUUCUGUCUUGACUCAAAGAUGAAGAACGGUCGUUCCUUUUGAAUAAAAAGAAGAAGUCGUCGUUUUUCUAAAUAGGGGCUUCUGGCUUUGCCAGAGCUGGAGACCGCCGAUUUUGAAGAAAGAGCAACUGUUGUGGCCGGACUUGAGAGAUCCGAUGUUUCCAUGGCAGAAAGAUGACG
Molecule: messenger RNA, 1495 nt
Organism: Mercurialis annua (annual mercury)
Lineage: Eukaryota; Viridiplantae; Streptophyta; Magnoliopsida; Malpighiales; Euphorbiaceae
Exons: 4
Coding region: 98-1327 (409 amino acids)
Source: RefSeq, a predicted model, not a curated record